AUGACAAAACCCAAUCCAAUUUUAGAAAAUUUACAAAACCGAGUAGUCCAAGAACUACCUAUUAAAUCUAUUUAUGCUGAUAAUGAUUUUGCUAUUUUUGAUAAAGGUGCCUCCGAGUUUUAUGGCUCAGAGGACGAAUUUAUUACCGACCAACCCUUAGAAGGAGCUCUCCAAGGCCCAGCCCAGCAAGCCCUUUUAAUUGACCGACUAAUUGAUAGUAUGAAAACCAAAGCCAUUACUACUUUAAACCGAAAAAUUGUGGAAAUCAUCACCGAUAAAGAUAAUUACAAUGCUAAUGCUUGGCAAGAAAUCUCCAAAGAGGAAGCCACAGUGGAUAGUUUAGAUAAAGCCAUUGUUAUUCUCAAAAAAAUCAAAAUUCAAACCAACUGUGAAACUCGGAGGAGCAAAGUUUUAACCAUAGACCCUGACUUUUUGGAUGACUUAGAAAUCUAUUUUUUAUGUGAUGUAGUCCGAGACAGUGAAUUAAACCCUCACAAAAUCUUUAAAAAAGUUAUCCCUAAAAAACUAGCCCAGGGAGUAAUUGCCACUAUUCAUGACGAAAAAUCAGUGGUUUACCGAAUUAUCAACCCCGAGGAAAUCCAGCAUGAAAAAACCCUCGGAGGAGGGAUGGAAAAGUUUGCUUAUCAUGUGGAAGUAGGAGGAGACAACUCCUCCCAAAUUAAAAAGUUAGAGGACCAAGAACGGCAAGCCUUACAGCAAGAUAUUUACCAGUUAGAAAAUAGCACCGAUUUAAAACUACUAAACCAAGCCCAAGAUAAGCAAAAAGAACUCCAAGAGGCUUUGGAUAAUAUUAUUGCUCUUUUAGGCAAAGAAGAAAUCAAAAACUUAAAAGAUAUCCGUAAAUUAUUAGCCGGUAAAUCUUUAAAAGAAUUGAUAAAUACUAACGCUCUUUAUAGUCAAAAAAUAACUGAUUUAGAAAAUUCUUUACUGGCUUUGGGAAAAAGCAAAUUAAAAGGGAAGCAGGAAUAUUUAAAGUUAGAAAAGCAAGAAUUAAUGGAAGAGCAUAAAAAAGCCCUUGCUGAUUUAGCAACCCACCACCAAACCCAGCAAAAAGAGCAAGGCAAACAAAUCCGAGAACUAACUUUUAAAUUAGACCAGCAAAAAAUCCAGCAUAAUCAAGAUAUCAAAACUUUAUCUCUUCAAAAAUCCACCAUCGAAAUUAAUUUUACCCACUUUAAAGAAGAGCAAGCCCAGCAACUUACCUAUUUAAAAGAAUUAUUAAACUUACCCACAGCCACUUUUUCCGAUUUAGCCGAAAGAAUAAAGCCUUUUGUUCGGUUAGAAAAAGAAGUUAAAUUAUUAGUCCGGCAAGAAAAGCAAUUAACUGCUAAUCAGCAAUUAGCUCAGGAAAUCAAAGGAAUGGUGGAUAGCCCUUUAACUACUAGUGGUGAAUAUCGUUGUAGUGGUUAUGGUUAUUUUCCCACUAUUCCUCACGAAGCAGCUCAUGCUAGUCCCGAAGAUGAGGAAGAGGAAACGGACAUGAUGACAUUUGAAGAAGUAAACAAAACGAAUUUUAUAAUAACCGUAGACUUAAUUAAUUAUCAAGAAAAUGAUUUAGGAGAUUAUGAUAAUCUGGAAAUCCAAUUUAAAUCAGGCAAAAAACAAAGAACUAAACCUGCUAAUUAUGAAGAACCAACCGAACCCGAUAAAAAAGAAAUCUUUUUAAAGUCCGAAGAAAUCAUUCUAUUUUUUAACAAUUCCACCAAAACCCCUAAUUUAUUAGAUGCUGAAACUAUUUACUUGGAGGAUUUAAGAGUAUACGGCAUCCGACAUUUAACUUCCAAAAAAGAAGAACGGCAAAAUAACCCCGAAAUAGAAUUAAACGAAGCCCAAUUCAUAGCUCUCGAAAGAGACAAACGGAGAGAAAGAGAAAAAAGUAUUGAAGAGUUCGAAAAUAAAGGAGAGAAUUGUCAAUAUGAACCAGUCGGGGAGGAGAUUAUUGAAAUAGAAGAAUUUGAAGAACCUAAUACCGACUAUAUUGAAUGUGGAACAGAUUUGGAUGAUGAUUUACCCGAAACUGAUGACUCCGAAGAAACUAUGGAAGAUAAUCCCGAUAUUAUUUAUUGCUAUGACAAAAGAAAUUAA
Messenger RNA from Funneliformis geosporum, 2106 nucleotides. The record is from the annotation of a GenBank genome assembly. NCBI's taxonomy places the organism in Eukaryota, Fungi, Glomeromycota, Glomeromycetes, Glomerales, Glomeraceae.